UUGACAGUUCGAUCGAUCCUCGAAAAUUCCGUGCGUGAUUUUCAAAAUCACGAUUUAGUUUAGAAAUAAUUUUAAUGUAAAAAAAAUCGAAAAUGUCUCUGUUCGGUGAUAUACUCCCAAUCAAUAAAAAUGAAGAAAAGAACAACCAGGCGAGCGCGAGCCUGUCGCCGUACCUCAACUUCGACCCUCACAUUAUACCGAAAAUGCAACCAGAAUUCUUGUACCCUGAUGAUAGACACAUGGCUUCCACUGCUAGAAGAUCUAACGUAGCUCUGCCCAUAAUCGGAAUGUCCUUUAUGACUGGUUCAGGUCUUGGAGGUAUGACAGGACUCUACAAGGGUUUGAGGGCUACCACACUGGCUGGCCAAGUUGGAAAAGUAAGGCGUACCCAGAUAGUCAACUAUAUUAUGAAACAAGGCACAACCACCGGAUGCACUCUUGGUAUCAUCGCUUCAUUCUACUCGUGCAUUGCACUGGGUGUGACUUGGGUCCGUGACAAGGAAGACACAGCCAACACUUUCAUAGCAGCCGCCACUACAGGAGUCAUCUACAAGAGCACUGCUGGCCUCCGCUCGAUGGGCUUAGGAGCAGCGGUUGGCCUCACACUAGCUGGAGUCUACACCUUAGUCACUGAUAACGAUAACAUAUGGAGCAAAGCCAGAUACAACCGAUUGUGAUUUUAUUACCGCCUACUUUAGGAUUAUGUACAUAAUAGACUGUUAUAUUAGUUGUUUUUAAUAUUGAAUUUCUUUUAUAUUAUAGAUUUGUCUUCAUCCAAUAUACUUCAUCCUGAGAAUUUCAUGAAAUAAGUUGGGGAAGCUUAUUUCGUAAAGCUUAUCUCAAUCAAGAAUUCUAAAAAUCUCGAAAUAUGGAGCUCAUCUAUUUAUUUUGCUAAAGACAUAUCUAUGAUAUAAAUAAACCAUUGAUCUGCAGCAAAUGAACCUAUUCGGGUCAUGUUCUUUUGCUCAGUUCAGAUUUUUAUGCAAGGCUGUCCUGCCUAACGAUCAUUGUCCCAGUAUCGGAGCAGCACAAAAUACGCAUAAGCCCUAAAAUAAAACGAUUGUUUGAAAAAUUA
Ostrinia nubilalis (European corn borer) is the source of this 1075-nucleotide messenger RNA. It is a transcript of the gene Tim23, whose product is annotated as mitochondrial import inner membrane translocase subunit Tim23. Gene Ontology annotation, biological process: protein import into mitochondrial matrix. Gene Ontology annotation, cellular component: mitochondrial inner membrane; TIM23 mitochondrial import inner membrane translocase complex. The transcript has 3 exons. Lineage: Eukaryota; Metazoa; Arthropoda; Insecta; Lepidoptera; Crambidae. Gene Ontology annotation, molecular function: transmembrane protein transporter activity. The record is from RefSeq and is a predicted model, not a curated record. Bases 93 to 677 code for a protein of 194 amino acids.